UUUCUUUUUUUUUUGUGCACCUAUUUCCUUUUUCUUCUCUCUCUGUGUGGAAUAAGAAAGACAACGCAGAGGAGGAGAAGAAAGUGAGAGAAUGGCGUAUGUUAGUAUGGGUGAAGCUCACCGGCGAAUCACUGAGUACCUAAACCGCUUCUGCGACGCCGUUUCGUAUCAAGACUCAUCUAUGCUUUGUCGCCUCCUAUCUUUCUCUUCCAAUUCCCCGUCUCUCAUCUCACUCGCCGACGCACUCAACGUCUUCCAGGAUGCCAGCAGUUUGAUAAGACAAUCUGAGAAGUUCUCAGAAUACGGCGAGAUCCUAGCUCACUUGUUCCGUUCUCUACAAAGUUACCGCGUUGGGAAUCUAGUCGAAGCAUACCUCGCUUUUGACAAGUUUGCAAAUGCUUUUGUUCAGGAGUUUCGUAAUUGGGAAUCUGCCUGGGCACUUGAAGCUCUCUAUGUAGUUUGUUAUGAGAUUCGAAUUCUUGCUGAAAAGGCUGAUAAAGAACUGACCUCCAACGGAAAAUCCCCUGAGAAACUAAAAGCUGCUGGAUCUCUUCUGAUGAAAGUUUUUGGAGUUCUUGCUGGUAAAGGUCCAAAACGAGUUGGAGCAUUGUAUGUGACUUGCCAAUUGUUCAAGACCUACUUCAAGCUUGGAACUGUGAAUCUUUGUCGAAGUGUAAUAAGAAGUAUUGAGACUGCUCGGAUAUUUGACUUUGAGGAGUUUCCAAGAAGAGACAAGGUUACAUAUAUGUAUUAUACCGGAAGAUUAGAAGUCUUCAACGAGAAUUUUCCUGCUGCUGAUACAAAGCUAUCAUAUGCAUUACAACAUUGCAACCCCAGAAGAGAACGGAAUAUAAGGAUGAUAUUGAAGUAUUUAAUCCCAGUGAAACUUUCUUUAGGAAUCAUACCAAAAGAUGAGCUCUUACAAAAGUAUAAUCUUCAUGAGUACAUGAAUGUUGUGCAAGCUCUGAGGAAGGGUGAUCUCAGGCUUCUUCGACAUGCUCUUCAAGAACACGAAGAUCGGUUCUUGAGGUCCGGUGUGUACCUUGUCUUGGAAAAGCUGGAGCUCCAAGUCUACCAGAGACUCAUGAAGAAAAUUUAUAUCAUCCAGAAGCUGAGUGAUCCAGCGAGAGCUCACCAACUGAAGCUUGAAGUGAUUGCCAAAGCACUUAGAUGGCUGGAGAUAGAUAUGGAUCUCGACGAGGUGGAAUGUAUAAUGACGAUCUUGAUAUACAAAAACCUUGUGAAAGGUUAUUUGGCACACAAGAGCAAAGUGGUAGUUCUAAGCAAGCAAGAUCCUUUCCCUAAACUGAACGGGAAGCCUGUUAGCUCAUAGAAUUUACCUCCACCGUGCAGGCUCUGCCAUCCUUGUUGUAUUAAAUAACACCAUGUUUUAAACUUUAAGUUCUUUUUGAUAGUUCGAUAGAUUUUAUAUGCAUAAGGAUGAUCUAAAAAUUAUCAGAACAUCCCGAAUCUUUUUACAGCUUAAUGAUUCUCUUUUUUUUUU
This is a messenger RNA of Raphanus sativus (radish), 1504 nucleotides long. RefSeq names its product enhanced ethylene response protein 5. Lineage: Eukaryota; Viridiplantae; Streptophyta; Magnoliopsida; Brassicales; Brassicaceae. The coding region runs from base 92 to 1333 and encodes 413 amino acids. Gene Ontology annotation, cellular component: transcription export complex 2. Gene Ontology annotation, molecular function: RNA binding; double-stranded DNA binding. The record is from RefSeq and is a predicted model, not a curated record. Gene Ontology annotation, biological process: post-transcriptional tethering of RNA polymerase II gene DNA at nuclear periphery; transcription elongation by RNA polymerase II; poly(A)+ mRNA export from nucleus. The transcript is spliced from 13 exons.